Vitrella brassicaformis is the source of this 2891-nucleotide messenger RNA. The record is from the annotation of a GenBank genome assembly. NCBI's taxonomy places the organism in Eukaryota, Vitrellaceae.
CGUGCUCAAUAUGGGAAAGACCACAGCGCCAGGAAGCGAAGAUUAUGUGUCCCCGUUGAGAGUCAGGCCUUUCGAAGGGCUACGCGAUGGCAGUCGCCAGAGAUUCGUGCACGAAGAGGCACUCGCCGGAGAAGGCUGCAAACGGUCCAUCUUUCUUCGAGAAGGCGUCUCGCAUCGCGCAGGGGGCCCCAGGUGCCGAAGAGCCGUGUGUGCAGUACGCCGAAAUCGUCGGCUCAGCUGUGAAUGCCUCAUCGAAGGAGGAGAAAAAUACACUCACUGGCCAGGUAAGAAACAGAAGAGAGAAUAUCAUCACCGUGUCUGCUCUGCACCAUAAGCAGGCGUGUGAGCGUGUGAGCGGCCGAUUAAGUCCGUUGGACAUGCAGGAAAUGUGCCACGAGAUCGUUGAGGAAGUCCGACAAGCACACCUCACAAGUUAGAAGGUUGAUACACCGCCUCACCUUCUGCGAACACCCGUAUUCCAUCACUCAGGCGCUCAAUUGGAGGCCGAGGCCAAGGACGUGUGUGCAGACAGGCUAAAGGGAGCUCUUCAGGGCUAUGGUGUCGCCCCUCCGGCCGACCGCAUCGAAGAAGGCUGCGCGUAUCUUGCGCACCAACUGGCACAGGGGUCAGCCCGUCUGCCAUGAGCUGAAACACCCGUAUUCCUCGCUCGAAAUUGCAGCCUUGGAUGACACUCGAGAGCGCCUGGGGGCUGGGUGUGACGCCAUAGUCGUCUUUCAUGCGCUUCAGGACCAGCUCAAAGGCCUUGUCCAUGAGUCCGCACUGCUUGCCCAACAGCGAGACACAUAUGGACGCCGUGACGUUGGUCGGUGCGACCUUUUUGGUGAGCAUGUGCUCGACCAGGCUGAGGGCGAGUGAGGGCCGCGGGGGAGCGCAGGAGCAGCAGGCACGGAGGAGAGUGUUGUAGACGGCCUCGUCUGCCUCGACGCAGCCAUCCGCCGUCAGCUCCUCGAACACGCCCAUGGCUCUUUCCAAGUGUCCACUCUCGCAAUAAGCCUUCACGACAAUGGCCAGGGUGAUGAGGUUGGGCGGGGCGCCGUCCUCGGUAAUGCCACUCAGCACCCUGUCCAUCCAACGCAUGUUGCCCGCCCGGGCAGAUGCCUCGAGCAGGCUGUUGUAGGUGGCGGUGUUGCAAAGUAGGUAGCUCGCCCCGUCUCUGCGCAUCUCAUGGAUGAGAUUCAUGGCGCGAUCGACUUGGUGAUGCUUGGCGAAGCCCCGAAUGAGGCUGCUGUAGCCGGCUGCGUCGGGUUUGAUGCCGAAAUCAUCCAUUAGAUCGCACAGGCGGUCGAUAUGGUAGGCCUCACGAGCAACACCGAGCAACGCAUUGAACAAGGCCUGCAGAUUGAAGACACAGGACACUGUCUGCAGUCUGUCUCUCUGUCUCCUUGCGGGUGUCGGUGCUGGUGUGUGCCCGCCUACCGCCGUUGUGGCCAUUGGCCUUUCGUCAGUACCUGAACAUCCCCCGCCACCACCCGUCACGGACGGCCCAGCCGCUCGGCGCCUCUCCCGAAUGCACACCUGGCGCAGCACUGUCAGUGCCCAGUGCAUCCUCUGCUCAUCGAUCCUCUCGACAGACAGCUGAAGCGUCUUGGCGAGGGCCGAGCAGGUGUAGCUGUCGGGCUGCAGGCGGCUGCUGAGCAUCUCCCCAACCAGCCGCCACACCAGGUCGCACUCGUGGCAUUUGGCUGCCGUCGUGCACAAGGUGUUGUACGUGAUGGUCGUGGGCUGCAUCCCCAGGGCCUUGAGCGCCUCGAACGCGUCCAGGGCGCUCGGGAGAUCGUCCUGGAUGGCGUGGCCUUUGAUCAGUGUGUUGACGCUAAUGGUGUCAAGAAUGUCCGGCUGGUGCUGCAGACACAGGUCAAUGAUGUCGCGGGCGAGUGAGACGCGCUUGGCGUUGACACAGAUCGACAGCAGCUGGUUCAGCACGAGGGUGUCGGGCUCCACCCCACUCUCGCACAUCAUCUGCAGGCAGGCAGGCAGGCAAAAUAAAUCAGUGCCGACGGGAGGUACGGUGCCAAUGUGCUUGCCCGGAAGAGCCUGAUUGAGCUGCGGAAGUCGUUGUCCUUUGCGUGGAUGCGCAGGACGGUCAUGUAUGCCUUGACAGACGGGCGGGCCAUGCAGCACAGCUGAUCGAAGAACUCCAGGGCACGGGCCGGCUGGCCGCAGUCCACCGCGAAAUGCAGCAGACAAUUGAGCAUCACACUGUCGGCCUCGAGGCCGUCAGACACCAACGUGUCAUACAGAGCCAACGCCUACAUGGACACACACACACACACACACACACACCAGUACCUUCACCCGCUCUGUUGUCCUCCUCGCACCUUGCUGAAGUGCUGUUUGGCGGCAUGAAUCUUCAUGACGGCGGCAUAGAAGUGCAGUGACCGGGGGACCCCCAGCUCCCUCAUGGCCUCCAUGACCUCAUCGGCCUGCCCGUCGCGGCCCCAGUGCACACAGCAGCUGAUAAGCCCCAGAAACAUCUUCUCAGACAAGGACCCAAAACAAGCGAGAGGCGCGUGCCGGUGGCGGCUCAGCGCCUCGCGAAAGAGGCGGCAUGCGGCCAGAUUUCUGUCGCCGCUGAGGCGGAUGAUGGUGGAUGACAAACGGGACGGGUUUUCGGCGGUGAUGAGGGCAUCGAUAUCGGGGAUGUUUGGACUGCCUCGACGGCAGGAUGGGGCGGAGGAGGGCGGCAUGAUGGCAGUCGACUGCAAUGGAUGGAUGGAUGGAUGGAUGGAUGGAUAGACUGGCAAUAGCCGAACGGAUGGGCGUAUAGAGGGCUGCCGAGGAUGGGAAAAGGAAUUCUGGCAGAGCCCCGUUCCUUUUGCAAUGCUGAGAAUGAAGGAUGGCACACUCGACGUCCUAUCAAGGCCUAUUUC